AUGUUCGCGCCAAACGUCUCCCGAGCGGCCUUCAUGUUUCAAUUGGUUCAGUGGCUGCCAUCGAUGUCAGUCGAGUGUCCGAACCCGCCGUCAUCAUGGGCACUGGCAUUCGAUGGACCCAUCUCGUUCGCAGUCAUCUUUGGAGGAAUCCUGGGUAACCUCUACUCACUCAAACAACUUUUCUCGCGUUCCAUCAACACAUCGAUGCUCGUCUCGUUGACGGGGCUCGCAAUCUGGGAUAUUGUGAGUUUAAUGAUUUUCCCACAUCAUUUUCCUCCUUGUUUUCAGGUCCUUUUGAUCGGUGCCCUAUGGCAUCAUUCGUUGUGGGCGACAAUGCACUACUUCUCACUCCGGGACGAGCCCUGGGAUGCUCAAAUGGUCGCUUCGAAUGGGCUCGUGGAAUGUGGGCACGUUACAUCGGUAGCACCUCCGCCCACGCAAAUUUCUUCUAAACGUUUAGUUUCCAGACAUGGAUGCUCAUCGAAGUGACCGCGGAAAGGUUCUUUGCAGUUACCAGGCCGUUUCAUUUUGCACAGGCACACAGAAAACAACGGAGGAAAAGCUAUGCGCGGGUUGUAGGAGGUGACUAAUCGGAAGCGGAGAAUCGUAUAUCUGAGAAGUUGACAGGGUUGAUACGCAUUCCGCUAAUGAUGACCGUCGUUGCUUGUCUCAUUUGUCUGCCGUGCAAUGCAGAAUUUGAGUUGGCUCCUUGUUUGUAUAAAGGCAAAGAGUCGUAUCAGGUUAUUACGGCGGAAAAUAGAAUUAAAGUUAAAAAUAGAAAGAUUUCAGAUGCUGGAGACUUCUCUGAUGCGAAACAUUUUCUACAAAGUGCUCUACCGCGGAAUCUUCCUUUCCAUCGUCAAGACGUUCGGGCCGUUCUUGGUCAUCACUUGUCUCACAAUAUCCACUCUGAAAAGUAUGAGAAAAAGCAUGAACAGUCGUGCGUCGAUACUCAUUGCUCAAGGACAAAACCAUCUUUUCCAAGCAGAUAAGGACAAGACGAAGAGUUUGCAGGUUUGAAAACGGUUGAGAGUUGAAUGAGUCAAAAUUCAUCUUUCAGUACAUCUCCAUUAUGCUUUUAGGAAAGUUUUUGUUUUUGCGUUGUUUCCCUACGGCUUGGGCGACAAUCCAGGUAAGAGUUAUUGAGCAUGAACUUCAUAAUAUUUUAUUCCAGAUGUUUUAUGGCUCCGAUUCGUCCCACUUUUUGCCAGUAUAUUUGUCUCAAUUCUGCCUUCUUUUGAAUUCUGCCACUAACUCAUUCGUCUUUGUCGUGGUCAAAUCGGCUUUCGAAACUAGGAGGUACGACUAGAAGGCAUUUUCUUAAAUAAAAACUCAAACUUUUGGGGUUUAGGCUGAAGAGAAUCCGCCAACGGCACCGCGAACUUGUUGCUCAGCACGCCGAACAAGUGCUCAGCAUCGGAAAAGCUCUGGCUGGAGACAAACUUCUGCUGAUUCCGGAUCCAGAGUUCGAGAAUCAGUCAUCAGAGGAGGAGGCGUUCGAGAUGCAGCCAAUGAUGCCCUCUUCCACUUCCAACCCCGUCUAG
Messenger RNA from Caenorhabditis sp. 36 PRJEB53466, 1544 nucleotides. The record is from the annotation of a GenBank genome assembly. Lineage: Eukaryota; Metazoa; Nematoda; Chromadorea; Rhabditida; Rhabditidae.